AUGAACAGUACUCUGAACAGUGCUGCUUCCAAAAACCAUACGAUAGAUGAUAAUCAGAAACUAAAGCCUCUCUUUUUCAAUUACCACGAGUUCACUGUAACACAAUACACCGAUUUAGAUGGUCAACUGAGAGAACAUGAUGAAGAUCAAGCAUUAUGCAUAACGCACUUCCCUAAUGUCUACGAGCCUAUUGAUUCUGAUCUAUUUAGUAAGACAAGGAUUGUUAGAAUUCCCAGAAGAUUUGAUAAUAGCCUGGACUAUCCUUGCUUCAGCAACCAGUUACCGGGGUCGGAACCAGCGGCACUUGUAUCGUAUGAUGAACAGUUCAAAUUUCUUCCCAAGGGGGAGUAUGAUGGGCAGAUAUUUGGUUUAUCGUCUGUCAGUCCUCUCAGUCAAUAUUUAUCCAGUAAGGAACUGAGCGAUAUUGUGGACAAUGUGAAUGAUUACCUACGACGCGGAUAUACGACCUCUUCUUGGUGGAAUAUUCUGAAUAAUCUCGUUGACACUCUGACAUUUAAUUUGUGGAACAGUAUCUUAAUCCGAGUAUUUGAUAAUCCCCUAUCAGAACUCGAAGAUUACGUGCAUAAAAUCAAUGAUUCAGAGCCUUUUAAAGCUAAGAACCUCAAGAUAAUUUCCCCACGAAGGUCUGGCUAUCUCUCGGUAUGUUUUAAGCAUUUGUGA
This is a messenger RNA of Lachancea fermentati, 681 nucleotides long. NCBI's taxonomy places the organism in Eukaryota, Fungi, Ascomycota, Saccharomycetes, Saccharomycetales, Saccharomycetaceae. The record is from the annotation of a GenBank genome assembly.